Molecule: messenger RNA, 1428 nt
Organism: Bursaphelenchus okinawaensis
Lineage: Eukaryota; Metazoa; Nematoda; Chromadorea; Rhabditida; Aphelenchoididae
Source: the annotation of a GenBank genome assembly
AUGUUACCCCGGGGUCUUGCUGCAUUCCUGCUCAUCUGUUCUCUGGUAUGGUCUACAGCUAGCGUUACAUUUAGAGGCUACAUUUACAAUUUGAGACUGCAGUUUAGGAUUUUAUGUUAAAUUAGCGGCAAAAAAGAUUAUGUUACAGUAAAACCCUCAAUAGUAUUCGGAAAAAUAGUAAUUUACUUUUCCAGACAGCCGCUCAAGACUUCUUCAACACAGACUCCUGUGGCCAAUCCCUCGGCUGUUGGUCGUUCCCAACCAACUGUAAGCCAAAAACCUGCCACGGCAUCGUGAGAUGGAAGUUGGAAGACGACAAACUGUUCAUCGACCUUCAAGUAGGCCUAGUUUGUUUCCUAUUUCGUAAUUUAGGCCAAAGACCUCGACAACUCAGCUGAUGUCGGCCGCUACAUUUCCGUAGGAAUCAGCGAAGAUGCUAUCAUGGUAAGUUAACUACGCUGUAAUGUGAAACCACUUCAUCAAACCCUUAGUUUAAUGACGUAUUUAUUUUGGAAUGACAGAGAAGUUUGAUUGAACUCUUAGAAAGUAACUUCUAAGAAAUUGCUACUGUAACUGCGUAAAUUUUAGGACAAUGAUACAGUAAUCGAGUGUGUAUUCAAAGAAGACAACCAAGUAAACGCCUUCAUCUCCUACAACGACCACCAUGACAAUGUUCAACUAUUCGACGUAAGUUAACACGACUUAAUCUUACAAAGGAAUGUUAAAAACUGACCAUUACGGAUUGAAAAACAACUUAUAUUAACCGUGCAAUUCAUAAGGUUAUCCUAGGACAACUUUGUACGCUUUUGACAUGAUAUAUGUCGCUUACCAAUCAUGAUAGUAACACUCCUUAGUUAAUUUAAACUCUAACUCUAAUAUAUCAUGUCACCAACUUCCUUACAGUAACUUUAUAACUAUUUACUGUGUCAUACCUUCAAAUUAUAUCAAACAAGAAGACUUUUUCUAGAAUUUAAUUUCAGGCGUCAACAAACUUGCUGUCAAUCGACUCAGCUGCCAGACAUGACGAACGUAUGAUGUGCAGAGUAGUGCUAGAUUACAGUAAACUCAACAAGGUACAAGAAGGAGAAAGAGAGACGGUAAAGGAUGUCAGAGAUGGGGAAUGGGUACUCAUAUUCGCUCAAGGAGCUGCCGAUUUAAAAAGUAAGUUAAUAUCAUAGAAACGGUAUACUCACAAGUAUACUGUGACUAAAUAUCAAUAAUAUCAAAAGAAUAAGAGCUAAAACAAAGAAAAAUGUAAAGUUCACUGUCCAUAAGUAACGUAAAAAACCUUUAGCUGGUGAGAAGUACAUGCACGCAUAUUACCCAUGGUCCACUCAAGAACUGGUACACUUCUGCCAAGACUGUGACCAAAGUGUUACCGUAGUCGAGAAGACCUUCCCUCAGAGAGCUAGAAGAAUGAGAAAGUAG